AUGAUUAAAUUUUUUGAAGUAAUCAGAGAUAUAGAUGGAGUUAUCGAAUGUCUACCUAUGAUAUUUGUUCACCUGGCAAGUCUCACUAAAUAUUUAAACUGGAUAUUUAAUGCGGAUAAGUUCAAAAAGCUUCUAAUUAUUAUCGAACGGGACGGAAAGACUCUGGAAAGUUAUCAAGAUGUUGAGAUUAUGACGUAUUUUUUCCUACCUGAGAAUUUAGCUGCCAUGUUUUCAAUCCUCGCAUUGUAUCUCGUAUCGCCAGCAAUCCCGAAAAUAAUGGACGCAAUCAGUCCAUUGAAUGAAUCUCGUCCUCUCAUAUACUUGUACCAAACGGAAUAUUAUGUUGAUCAAGAAGUAUACUACGUUCAUAUACUGAUACAUGCAUACAUGACUGUUCCAAUUUCUGUAACUGUUCUUGUGUAUUUUGAUAUUUUACUUGGAACACACGUACACCAUGCUUGCGCUAUGUUCAAAGUACUCAGAACAUAUUUAGAAACAAUACAUGUCGAUAUUUAUAACACACAAUUGAAUGAUGAAGAAAUAUCUAAUAAAAUUCGCAAAAAAAUCAUGCAUUGCAUUGAUAUGCACAGAAAUACAUUAGAAUUUGCCAAUGCACUAGAAGCGUCUUACAAUAUUGCUUGGCUUAUAUUACUAACUUAUUGUCUAAUAGCGCUCACUUUUACUGGAAUGGCGACAGUAAUGAAACUAAAUCAAACAAGUGAAGCAAUUAAAUUUAUAGCAUUUUCCAUAGGCCAUGUUUUUCAUCUUUUUUUCACAAGUUUCCAAGGCCAACUGCUUAUAGAAGAAAGUGAAGCGGUUUUUUAUUCGACUUAUUUAUCCGAGUGGUAUAAUAUUCCGCUUUUUUAUAAAAAACUUCUUAUUCCAAUAAUGAUGAGAAGUGUGACACCUUGCAGAAUAUCUGCCGGAAAAGUAUAUAUUUUAUCUCUAGAUACAUUCAGUUCUGUAAUUCAAAAGGCAAUGUCGUUCUUCACGGUCCUCUCGUCAAUGCGUUGA
Messenger RNA from Microplitis demolitor, 1014 nucleotides. Its product is annotated as odorant receptor 13a-like. Bases 1 to 1014 code for a protein of 337 amino acids. Gene Ontology annotation, cellular component: plasma membrane. The record is from RefSeq and is a predicted model, not a curated record. Gene Ontology annotation, biological process: sensory perception of smell; detection of chemical stimulus involved in sensory perception of smell. Lineage: Eukaryota; Metazoa; Arthropoda; Insecta; Hymenoptera; Braconidae. The transcript has 8 exons. Gene Ontology annotation, molecular function: odorant binding; olfactory receptor activity.